AGCAAAUGGGGUGUGUGCGGUAUGAUAGCAGGAAGCAGCUGCAAAUUAUCAAUGGCAAUUCAGCUAACGAAAUGCCAUAAAGGCUUCACUUUAUGACUCACAGACAGAAAUACCAGGAAGUAAACCCGAAGAAACCACAUUAAAAAGUAAGAAUACAGGGAGGAAAGUUUGCCAAUAAAAAUGGAGCAAAAGGUGCUAUCGGUGCGCAUGUGCGCACAGGGAGAAUGAGAAAAGUCGCAUGCUCCGCCCCCAACUGGAACAGAAACUUAUCAAGAGCUCAGGCUGCAACAACCACAGUCAAUGGCUAAACCACGAUUGGUUGUAAGAAAUAGAACGUAAUGUAAGGCAAUUGAAUAGCCUGUUAAUAAAUAACCGCUUAUACAAGCAACCACCUCGUUGAGUUUAGAUAGUAAUGCAUUAAUCCACAAUAACAGUGCCAUGCCAGUGAAAAAGAAGGCAUAUAAGCUAAAAGAGAAUCGCUGGAUCUAAAUUCUUUGGUAGAUGGUCUGCAAGCAAAGUUUGACGCCCACUCCAACUGGGAAUUUGAGGAAAGAUGUGGCCUGAGAAGCUUGGUAAACAGCUGGGCCAUCCCACGUGGUCCAUAGGAGGUUGGUUGGUCAGCAGGUUCUUCAUAAAGCGGAACAGAGUGUUGGAGGAGAAUGCAGUGAGGCUCUGCGGCAUUCAGCCUGGAGAUACGGUGCUUGAAGUCGGACAUGGCCCUGGGCUUGGUCUACAGUCAGCUGCUAAACUGCUCUAUGACCCCAAGGGGAGACUUAUAGGAGUAGACCACUCUGAGUAUAUGCACAAUAAAGCAAACAUGCUUUUGAAGAAGCAUAUUGCCAGUGGUAAAGUUAUUCUUCAUUGCUGUGAUGUCGCAGCCUUGCCUCUUUCAGACAACUCUGUGGACAAAGUCUUCCACUGUAAUUGUUACUACUUCUGGCCUGAUCUGAGGAAAGGGACUUCAGAGUUACAUCGAGUGAUGAAACCAGGAGCGUUUAUGGUGACCACUCUAAGGCUGGCUACGGUGUCUUAUUUGGCUUCAAAGCAAGUAAUGCCAUUGCAUAACUGGCAACCUGAAGUGUAUAUGGCAGCUUUGAGGAACUCUGGAUUCAGUGACGUCAAAAUGGAAGACAAGCACUCUGAAAAUAUAACCUUUCAGGUGAUCUAUGCCACUGCUUUAAAAUGACAACAACAAUAAAAGAACUAGCCUCUA
Molecule: messenger RNA, 1213 nt
Organism: Boleophthalmus pectinirostris (great blue-spotted mudskipper)
Lineage: Eukaryota; Metazoa; Chordata; Actinopteri; Gobiiformes; Gobiidae
Exons: 5
Coding region: 554-1186 (210 amino acids)
Biological process (GO): sterol biosynthetic process
Cellular component (GO): endoplasmic reticulum
Molecular function (GO): sterol 24-C-methyltransferase activity
Source: RefSeq, a predicted model, not a curated record